AUGGCCCCACUCAUCUUCGAGGACUCCGAUGUCCUCCCUUGGGACGCGCCAACCAACUGUCCACACAUAAUCAAAACGCACACCUUCCCCUUCUUGGUCAAUACCACGGAUCUGCAGAUCUGCGAAUCGGUUGCCACACUUAUGCACAACCCGAAUCACAAGUUUCCGGGAAUAUUGAAGGCCUUUCUGGAUCCCACGGUCAGGCAUCUCGAUUUAGUGCGAAGGAAAGUCGGGGCGACUGGGCUUGGGGUCCAGAAUCUAUCUAUUAGGAGGAAGGGCGAGAUAGUAGCUGCCGUCAUGUAUUUCCACAACGGGGAUGCGAGCAAGUUCUGCGAAAUAGCUUGCGCUUCGACCAUCCCCGCAUCCAAUGGUAGUUGGACCGUCAACUGGGGCUUUAGACGUGUGCUUCCCAAUGUCGGCGGUUGUCCUCAGUUCCCCAUACCGGCCAGUUUGAUGGUAAUGCCGCGGCCAAUGUAGCAUCAACUUAGACAGAAGCAAAUGGAGAAGCAGGGACAGGACAAGGAGAAUAGAGAGGCAAGAAGUAUGGAAAUAGGGCUACAAGUGGCAAAUUGGAUGGCCCGGUUUAUUCUGGUGGAUGAACUGUGGGAGGAGGGUUGGGGCCCAAGAGGCCCAAAGGUUGAGUUCAGUGCGCAGCUG
Molecule: messenger RNA, 657 nt
Organism: Lindgomyces ingoldianus
Lineage: Eukaryota; Fungi; Ascomycota; Dothideomycetes; Pleosporales; Lindgomycetaceae
Exons: 2
Coding region: 1-477 (158 amino acids)
Source: RefSeq, a predicted model, not a curated record